This is a messenger RNA of Caenorhabditis briggsae, 675 nucleotides long. RefSeq names its product Protein CBR-SWT-7 (gene Cbr-swt-7). Bases 1 to 675 code for a protein of 224 amino acids. Gene Ontology annotation, biological process: carbohydrate transport. Gene Ontology annotation, molecular function: sugar transmembrane transporter activity. The transcript has 5 exons. Gene Ontology annotation, cellular component: membrane. The record is from RefSeq and is a predicted model, not a curated record. Lineage: Eukaryota; Metazoa; Nematoda; Chromadorea; Rhabditida; Rhabditidae.
AUGCUCCUUCAAAUCUUCACGGUUUGGCUCGGAGUCUUCUCCAUCGGCUUCACCUUCCUUCCAAUGUUCAUGGUGCUCGACUGGAAAAAGCGCGGAACAGCCGAUGGGUUCAGUUCUGUGAACUUCGUGCUUCCGAUACUUGUACAAUCUUUCUGGCUUCGCCACGGAUUGAUGACAAACGACCAGACAAACAUCAUCAUCAACUCCAUCAACUUGGUUUUCUUUGCCUUUUACGUAUCAGCGUUUGCCUACUAUCAACCAAAGAGGAAAUACCUUCUCGGUCAAAUCAUCGCCGCUGCUCUCGCCAUCAAGGUAGCCUUUGCCUACGUCGAUACUCAUGACGCCGCCUCUAUCAACGACGCUAUGGGAUCUAUGGCCGCUGGUGCUCAGAUUUUCAGUUUGGUUGGAGGAAUAUACGAGAUUAAGCGUGCCAUCUCAAUGGGAACUACCGAAUACAUCCCAGCUGGAUUCCAGUUCGCCAUCUUCACUCUCAUCGUUCAGUGGCUUCUUUUCGGUAUCCUCCAUGGAAACCAAUUUAUUGCUAUUUCCAACGCCGCUGGUUUGCUUGUGAACAUUGCCACGAUUGCUUUGUACUUCUUCUAUCCACCACUCACAUGGACCGUUCCAAUUUUCAACAUUCCUCCACAGAAACAAGACAAUAAGAAGGUCGAGUAA